This is a messenger RNA of Fibroporia radiculosa, 1512 nucleotides long. RefSeq lists its product as uncharacterized. The coding region runs from base 1 to 1512 and encodes 503 amino acids. NCBI's taxonomy places the organism in Eukaryota, Fungi, Basidiomycota, Agaricomycetes, Polyporales, Fibroporiaceae. The transcript has 2 exons. The record is from RefSeq and is a predicted model, not a curated record.
AUGUCGCAAUUACCUUACUUGAAUUCUCCCAAUCCCAUGGAGGACAUAACUCGCAGCUUCAGCAUCCCGCAUAGUCCUGGACUCGUUUCUUCAACCUUUGCUAAGCAGUCGAGCCCAGAUACCCCUAUACCAAAGUCCGCUUUCAGCUCAAUCCAGGGAAGUCACUCGGAGGGAAGGGCAAGAAAGAUGCAGACGACAGUUGCCGUGCGCGAACGCGAUCCUCAUCGCUUCAGGGUAUUUCCGCUCAAGCAGGUGCGCGAAAGCCUACAGGGGCCGUCGUCACGGAGAUUUCGUUCCACGGGAGAUGCUUGUGAGACAGAGUUAGAGGAGGCUAUGCGUCGCAAGCGGAACAUGUCAGCUGGUUCUACCCCUUUCGCAAUGAGAAAAGCGACACACAACAGUCUGCCCGUAGCACAGGCCCAUGUCAGUGAGCGUGCUGAAAGCCAGGCAGACGACUCGGGUAUAUUCCUGGAUACGAAAUGGACUGAAAGUACCGACACGGAUGGAGUAGCUCCGCUCUGCGACAGCUUUCGCGCCCAUAAGCACGAAUCAUCGACUUCGUCGAUUCAAACCCACGAAGUUAUCAGGAUGAUCCGAGAUACGUUGGCACGCACGCCUGGACGGACGACUCAAACAGGGCAACAGCCCAGCGGCUUGGAGGAGGAAUCUGACGAACUAGGGCCACUUGUCACUCCGUCAUCUCGCUAUUCGGUCAAGGUCGCACGUCCAAUCCCUGGACUCGAUUCCGAAAAUCGUAUCUCGGAUUCUAGACAGGUCCGUUCGCGCAAUUUUGUCAAAGGAUUCGCUGCAAGGCGAAGAUCACAGACGGUCUCUGAGGUCCCUAGCCGUAAGUUCUUCGAUGCCUCAAGCGCCGAUUCAAGCUCUAUACCCGUAGCAUUGCGCAAUGCUACAGGAACACGCCAUUCGACAGUCCGGCGUCAUGCUAUCUACGCGGGCUCUGAUGAACGAUUCGCUUGUUUCCAACUUCGUGGUGAGGACGACGACGAUGAGCAGACGUCAGCGAACAUCGUUCAUUCGACUUUGCAUCUCCCGAGCUCAGAUGGUUUGGCGUCAAACCUGGACGAGAACCGAACGCUCCUAGCUAGCAGUGGGAUGGUAAGACACAAUCGAUCGUCUUUCGAAAAAGAUGUUGAACCCACCAAACAUUCAUCGUUGGGUCGCUCCCGGCUUGUGCUCGCCGACCUCGACCCCAACGCUCUGCCGCCUCAUACAUCCUUUCCUGCCCGCUUGCGCCAAGUAGCCCAUCCAGUCUGGAGAGAAGAUUCUCGCUCAGUUUUGCCGUGGACCCCGUUGAAUAUAAACAAGCGACGCCCUCGAGAUUCUCUGGAUGCUGUUGUACACGCUGGGUUGAUGCCUGCUGCUACAGAGACGCUAGCUAAGGACCCAUUUUGUGUCGACUAUUCUAAGGACCACCAUCCAAUCGUGCUGGAACUACUGAGUGAGCUGGACCUCGCGCUUGCGACGUGGAAAUUUGGAGUGUCCUACAUAUGA